AUAUUGAAACAGAUAAAAACGACAACAAUAUUCUUCAUUUGGUUAUUAUUUGAUCGAAUAUUAUUAUUAAAGAAAAAAAAGAUGUUUCCAAAUAAACAAUUAUUACAUGUCCAUUUACCGAAUCAACAACGGACAAUAAUACCGAUACAAGAUGGACAAACAGUACGUGAUGCAUUAGCACGUGCAAUGAAAAAACGACAAUUAACUGCUGCAAUGUGUUCAGUAUCAUCAUGUGAUACUAAUUUACCGAUUGCAUGGGAUUCAGAUGUAGCCGAUCUAAAUAAUUGUUCAAAAAUUGAAGUAAGAAUUAUGACACAUCAAAUACGACGUUCAUUUUUUAAAUGGACCAAUUGUGAAUAUUGUCAAAAAAUUUUAUUCACCUGUUUACGUUGUCAAACUUGUGGUAUUAAAUUUCAUUCACGUUGUUCAUCACAUAUAUCACCAAUGUGUCAACCAACCAAUCAAUAUCUAUUACAUUUAUUACAACGUAAUGGUCGUAAUAUUGAUCGUAUGCGUAUGGAUAUUAAACGUUCAAAUUCGGUUAGUUCGGAUACCCGAGAACGAUCAUCAUCUGAACCAAAUAUAACCAUAAAUUUAAUUAAAGAUGUUAAAUUAAUUGAUUCGAAUGAAAAAGAUCAAACAACCGGUACAACAGUAACUGUACGUGAACCAAGAGCACGUUCAGCUGAUGCUAGUUCAUUGAAAAAAAUUCGUCGAAAUUCAGCAUCAAAUCGUGAAUCGAUUAAAGAUUGGGAAAUUCCUGAAUCUGAAAUUCAGAUUAAAGAAUGUAUUGGUUCCGGUUCAUUCGGUACAGUAUUUCGUGGUUUAUGGCAUGGUCCUGUUGCAGUGAAAAAAUUAAAAGUUGCCGAACCAACACAAGCACAAUUGUUUGAAUUUAAAAAUGAAUUGGCCGUAUUACGUAAAACUCGUCAUGUGAAUAUUAUUCUAUUUAUGGGUUAUGUUUCAAAACCACAGCUAAUGAUUGUAACACAAUGGUGUGAAGGAUCAUCAUUAUAUAAACAUUUACAUGUUAUUGAAACAAAUUUCAAAAUGAAUCAAAUACUUGAUAUUGCUAGGCAAACAGCACAAGGAAUGGAUUAUCUGCAUGCUAAAAAAAUUAUUCAUCGUGAUCUUAAAUCAAAUAAUAUAUUUUUAUCAAAAGAUUUUACUGUUAAAAUUGGUGAUUUUGGUUUAGCUACUGUUAAAUCACAUUGGGGUGGUUUACAGCCAACAAAUCAACCAACCGGUUCGAUAUUAUGGAUGGCACCGGAAAUUAUUCGCGGUGCAGCACAUUCAUUUCAAAGUGAUGUUUAUGCAUAUGGUAUUGUUUUGUUUGAAGUUGCAACCGGAAUGUUACCAUAUAAUCAUCUAAAUAAUCGUGAUCAAAUACUAUAUCUAGUUGGUCGUGGUUUUUUAAAACCAAAUCUUCAACAAAUACGUGAAGAUGUACCGAAAAAAUUCAUAUCACUCAUACAACGUUGUAUAUUAUUUGAUUGUAAACAACGGCCAUUAUUUCAUACAAUAUCAGGUUCAUUGGAAAAUAUUCAAGUACCAAGAAUACAUCGUGCAAUAUCGUUACCGAAUUUAAAAUUAAAAACAAAUGGUGAUUUUGAUUUCGAUACAAUCGAUAUUGAUGAUUUUCGUUCAAUCGAAUCACCAUUAUUGGCUAAUUUUAAUAAUAAUUUUCCAUUUCGUAUAAUGGCAGAAAUUUAAUUUUGAAAGAAAAUCAAAAUCAAAAUCAAACAUUUAUUUACUUAUUUUGAAUUAAGUUUUUUUGGAAAUACCCAAAAAUGCAAGGUGCAAUGCAAUAUUGAUGUCCUUCUCCAAUCACCGAAUUCCAUGG
Messenger RNA from Dermatophagoides pteronyssinus (European house dust mite), 1843 nucleotides. Its product is annotated as serine/threonine-protein kinase B-raf-like. The record is from RefSeq and is a predicted model, not a curated record. Gene Ontology annotation, molecular function: MAP kinase kinase kinase activity; ATP binding. NCBI's taxonomy places the organism in Eukaryota, Metazoa, Arthropoda, Arachnida, Sarcoptiformes, Pyroglyphidae. Gene Ontology annotation, biological process: protein phosphorylation; MAPK cascade. Gene Ontology annotation, cellular component: cytosol; mitochondrion.